AUGGCCGAUUCCAACGCCACCCCUCUCGCCGACGGCGCCGACGCGCAAACACCGCUGCACGACGCUGCUGCCGCCGCCACGACAAACGGCACCGACACGAACGGCAGCGUGGAUGUGGAAAUGAAGGAGGAUGAUGCACCAGUUGAUACCCUCCCCCCCGCCGGCACCGCCACCGCCGUCGCGCCCGUCGCCGCAACAACAACAGCAGCAGCCUCCGGCACCGCCCCCGACACCACAACAACGCCAGGCAACGCAACACCGCCCGUCGCCUCCACCACCACCGCCGCCGCUGCCGCCGCCCCCGUCACCACCACAACAUCCACGAACAUGGGCCGCACCGGCUCGCCGCGCCCCGGCAGCUCGACGCCAAGCCGACAGCAGCAACAAGCGUAUGCGCAGCAACAAGGACAAGGGCAAGGACAAGGACAAGCACAGCAGCAGCAGCAGCAGGUACAACAACAGCAGCAGCAGCAGGAGCUGCCCACGCAACCCAACGCGCACGGCAGCCCGACGCGCGUGUACCUGAACCAGAACGUGACGCCGCACCUGUUGGAGGGGAUGAAGAAGUUGGCGUUGGAAGAGUGA
This is a messenger RNA of Diplodia corticola, 585 nucleotides long. Its product is annotated as compass complex subunit. The coding region runs from base 1 to 585 and encodes 194 amino acids. Lineage: Eukaryota; Fungi; Ascomycota; Dothideomycetes; Botryosphaeriales; Botryosphaeriaceae. The record is from RefSeq and is a predicted model, not a curated record. The transcript is spliced from 2 exons.